UAAGGGCAUCUCCAACAAGAGUCGUAAAGCAGUUCGUAAAUGGAUAACGGACGAUUUGCAUACCCAUUUCGUCAUUUUCGUCAAGCCAACAGAGGUCGCAAACCGAUUCGGAAAUUUACGACCCCAUUUCUGGUUCCCAUAUUUGCGACUCUGGCAAGGAGAGAGACGAAGGUCGCAAACCAGCGCGGGUGUUGAGCAACGGCUAUGAAUAGUGCCGAAAACCAGCUUCGAGUUCAGGUGCCGUACGGUGGCCGAACCGGAAAGGAAGGGGACAGCGAACCAAGAGGCCAAAGGUUGUUUGCUAACUCUCAGCCACUUGUUAGAAGGAAGUGCAGCUUUAUUGUCGGGGGGGAAUCAACAGGAAGGAAAAAUGAAGGUAGAUUUUUCUAUUCUAUUUCCUCCUUUGAUAAGGAUUGGCUUUAAGUGAUAGAGGAUGUGAUUGGAAUUAAUUUUUUAUUUGGGUAAUUUUAUUGUGUCAACAUACUUGUGUGCGUUUACUUUUGAUUAUGGCCUAUGCAGUUGAUGACUUUAUUUUUCUGUAGAACAACUUGUGUUGAUGGAUUGGUUAGUGGCUUUAAGAAUUAAGGCUAAUUCUAAACGUAGUUUGGGUUCUAUAGAUGAAUGUUAGUUCGUUUAAUAUUUUCUUAUGGGUAAUUGUUGUGCUGUUUGAACAGAGCUUGGGUUUGAUGGUGAAGUUGAGCAAUCUUUGGGUUUGAAUUGAUUGGUUUAACUUCGACAUAUAUAUAGAUUACAAAUAACUUCUCAGAGUAAAACCAACUUGAUGAAUUCAUGCGUGAUGUUUUGAAAGCUCUGAAUUGGUUAUAUGGGCUUAUUAUCUAUAUUGUUGAAUUGUUUCUUCAAUUUGAUCAGAUAUGAAUUCCCUAUACAAUUCAUAUGCAUCGUUGCUCAUGAGUGAUGAAUUAGACGAUGAUCAUCAUAUUGAUCAAUUGGAUUCACAAAUUCCAUCCGAGGUUGUGCCUUCAACAAGAACUAGUCGAAGAAGUCAAAAUUUCUCAAUUGACGAUGAUAAACUCCUUGUGUCCGCUUGGCUAAAUACCAGCAAAGAUUCAAUUCAAGGGAAUGCUCAAAAUUCUAACAGAUAUUGGCAAAGAAUUAAUGAAUUUUUCAACACCCAUGGAGGCCCCCGCACCCAAGCAUCGCUAAAACAAAGGUGGAAUGACAUUAACAAGAAGUGUCAAAAAUUUUCUGGAUAUUUAAGCCAAAUAGAAGGAAGACACCCUAGCGGACAAACCGAACAAGGAAUGCUUGAUAAUGCAAAAUCCAUGUACGCUGAAUUAGAGCGUAAACCAUUUAUGCUUGAACAUUGUUGGAUUUUAUUGAAGGAAGAAGUCAAAUGGCAAGAAACUCUCUCAAACAAGAGGCAUAAGACUUCUAGUGUCUCCCUACAUGACACUCACGAGUCAUCGAUUGGCGGAUAUGAUGAUGAACGUUCAAUUAAUCAAGAUAGACCAUUAGGCAUGGAAUUGUUUUCACGAACGUUGACCAACGGGGAUAUAUUCCAUCGGCGAGAUAAUAUCCCAUAUUGUAAUGAUGUCCAUUAAUCAUGUAAAUUGCUU
Messenger RNA from Tripterygium wilfordii, 1577 nucleotides. RefSeq names its product glutathione S-transferase T3-like. The transcript is spliced from 3 exons. Lineage: Eukaryota; Viridiplantae; Streptophyta; Magnoliopsida; Celastrales; Celastraceae. The record is from RefSeq and is a predicted model, not a curated record. Bases 873 to 1562 code for a protein of 229 amino acids.